AUGAAUUUCUGGGUCGGUCUUCUGCCGACGGUGGCGGCCUUCACGGCCUUCACGCUCAGCAUCUUGUGUCUUUUCGCCGGUACCCAGAAGAAUUUCAUCAUCGACGCCGACAUACUAACGAUCAAUACCCCGAAUCCUAGUAGCAACAUAGGAAUAUCGGACUUUUAUUCUGUUUAUGUCAUGUCAUAUUGCGAAGGUGUCCUGGAAGAAUGCUCGUCUCCCGGCUCAAAUGUCACCAGGACUGGGCGGAAUACAACCAGUUGUUCCGACCGAAAACUUCCCUUUUGGUUCGACCCCGAAGUGGUGUUGGCAAAUGAGAUCAAAACGGGACAGAGCCUCACAGAUAUCGGAUGGCCAAGCGCCAUCAGCGCCGAUUUCGUAUACAUGGCCACCACGAGCAAGACAAUGUCGGUACUAUAUGUCUUGGGUGUGGGGGCAUCUGGUCUGUCGAUUCUGUUGAGAGUCUGGACGUCAGCGACGGGUAGAGAUCCGCAACUGUCAAAUGAGUUCACCUGUCUCUUUAUCAGCCUCCUCAAUACUGGCAGCGCUUCGACAAUUGCCAGCGUCAUGGCAACUGAAUUCGUGAAACUUAUCAACCACCAUGCUCAAGGUUCAGGCGUCAGCGCUGAUCCUGGAAGAAAAUUUCUGCAGAUGACCUGGGCCGCUGUCAUCUUAUUGUUUAUCGCGUCGUCUAGUAUUCUGACAGCAGUGAUCAUCGAUCGUUCCAAGCGUUGUCAUUGUGAUCCGCCUGAAGGCGAGGCAAAGCCCUUAUUAGAGGAAUAA
Messenger RNA from Penicilliopsis zonata CBS 506.65, 783 nucleotides. RefSeq lists its product as hypothetical. Gene Ontology annotation, cellular component: cell cortex of cell tip; plasma membrane. The transcript has 3 exons. The record is from RefSeq and is a predicted model, not a curated record. Bases 1 to 783 code for a protein of 260 amino acids. Lineage: Eukaryota; Fungi; Ascomycota; Eurotiomycetes; Eurotiales; Aspergillaceae. Gene Ontology annotation, biological process: fungal-type cell wall organization.